Messenger RNA from Pipistrellus nathusii (Nathusius's pipistrelle), 573 nucleotides. The record is from the annotation of a GenBank genome assembly. NCBI's taxonomy places the organism in Eukaryota, Metazoa, Chordata, Mammalia, Chiroptera, Vespertilionidae.
AUGGCGUGCGGGGCGACGUUGAAACGGCCCAUGGAGUUCGAGGCGGCGCUGCUGAGCCCGGGUUCCCCGAAGCGGCGGCGCUGCGCCCCGCUGCCCGGCCCCACUCCGGGCCUCAGGCCCCCGGACGCCGAGCCGCCGCCGCUCCUCCAGAUGCAGAGCCCGCCGCCGCCGACGCUCCAGCCGCCCGUCCCGCCCGGCAGCGAGCGGCGCCUUCCGACUCCGGAGCAAAUUUUUCAGAACAUAAAACAAGAAUAUAGUCGUUACCAGAGGUGGAGACAAUUAGAAGUUGUUCUUAAUCAGAAUGAAGCUUGUACUUCAGAAAGUCAGCCUCACUCCUCAGCGCCUAGUUCUCCAGGUUCCUCCUGGAUGAAGAAGGAUCAGCCCACCUUUACUCUCCGACAAGUUGGAAUAAUAUGUGAGCGUCUCUUAAAAGACUAUGAAGAUAAAAUUCGGGAGGAGUAUGAGCAAAUCCUCAAUACCAAACUAGCAGAACAAUAUGAAUCUUUUGUGAAAUUCACACACGAUCAGAUUAUGCGACGAUACGGAACACGGCCCACAAGCUAUGUGUCCUGA